AUGGUGGACGAUGAAUACGGUCGGAGAAUACUCGUUUCAUCACAGACAAUUAGAGCGCAGGGUAUAUAUUCACUCAAGAGAUUAACAAUAAAACACGGACAAUAUUCCGUAAACUCGUAUUUUAUGGAAUAUGCGCUUUUCUCCAGUAGCUCUCAAUUUUUCACGACGCCGCCGUUGCUGCCGCUUCUCCACGGAGGACUUAUUCUGCUCUCGCAAGCAACGGCGAUGCUUGUUAUACCUAUCACGUUUUUGGAAUUUGGUUGUACAGUGCGGCAGAGGACGGUGCGAUACCGGCGCUCAAGAGACUUCAGUAAACAUCUCGCAAGACGUGAUUUUCAAGGUUCGUUAAAUCUGCCAUAGAUAAAGAGAAACUCGACGGUGGGUGGUGGCAAGAAACGAGCAACCGUAUAGCCACGGUCCAGAAAGAAGGAUAGUGGUAUAAGAGGAAGGGACCGGGAGAAUAAGCGGAUGGCACAUUUCGCGCGAGAGGGAACAAGAGGAGACAAGAGAAGAAGAGAAGAAGAGCGAGAGGGAGAGACGGAGGUAGAAAUGGAGAGUCAGAGAGAAAUAGGCGGAAUGAGUUCAUCUCCGCUAAUGCAGCGAGCUAAGUUAACUCGCACAUCCUUCUUAACGCGAGUAACCUCGCGAUUAUACGAGCCGCGGCGUGUGUAACAACGAGGAGAGGACACGCGGGUACGAGCGAUCGUUUCUGCGGACUACGUAGGCAUAAGCACGUUGAAGGCGGCCGUUGUAGAUGCGGGAUGUGUGUUUCACAAAUUUGAGACGCGAGACAAAUUACUUACACGCUUAUUUGAACGUUUAAAAUGUUUCGGGACCGGCUCUCGGGCUUCGUUUUAUCAGUUCUUUUGAAAAUAAUUUUUUCCU
Molecule: messenger RNA, 885 nt
Organism: Temnothorax curvispinosus
Lineage: Eukaryota; Metazoa; Arthropoda; Insecta; Hymenoptera; Formicidae
Exons: 2
Coding region: 1-360 (119 amino acids)
Source: RefSeq, a predicted model, not a curated record